UUCAGAUCUGGGGUACCAGCAUUAUGUGAAAACUGUCAAACCUAAAUGACAAUAUCAUAGUCAAAUAUUGUCUUUUACAAUUUUUUUCCCUGAAUCCUUUUUUUGUUUGGAUUUUGUUUUUUUGUUGUCUCGCGCUUUCUGUUUUGUCGCAUUUUCGAAUCCUCGACGGAAAAAAUGUGCACGAACGUGAAGUCGUCGGUUAUGGAUCCGCAACAAAAACUGUCCACGGACGGGACUCCGGACGCUUCCGGAAAAAAAAUCGAAAUCGAUUUCAGCGAUACCAGACGCACCAGUUUCCUGCCUACCAAGUUGGCCGAAGAAGAAGCUGUACGAGACUCCAGUGUGAAAUUUUUCACGGCACCUGAAUUUAUCGAUGAAGACGACGUAUUUCUUGUAUUAACUGAUGAAGAAGCUGUAAACAUGCCGUCAAAAAAGUUUUGCACCGGGAGCAAAUACUUGGGACAGUGGAAUCGACUAGGAAUUGCAGGAAAAGGCAUUUACCGAUAUCCCCAUGGAGUAAUCUAUAAUGGAUACUUCAAUAGGAAGGGUGAGUUUCACGGUAGCGGAAUUCUUACUUACCCAAACGGCCAAAGGAUUGAAGGCAUUUGGAAGAAUGGCAGAAUUGGAGAAGAUUGUACUUUUGUUACUGGAGCCGGAGUACCGAUGAACAAAAACUACUGUCUAAUGCCUGACAGAAGGUACCAGGUCGAAAUCGAAAACGGCAUGGCACCAGCCACUCAAGAGUACCUCACCGACGAAAAUCCGCCGGCGAGAGCGGUACCGUUUGAGUGCUAUGACUUGGUUGAAGGGUACUUCGAUCCGCAUUUCAAGACGGUGUACAAUUAUCCAAAGGGUCCAAAGGUUGGACCUGUGCUCAGUCAAGCUUCAUUGAAUAAAAGAUUAAAAUCUUCUAGUAAACGGAUUGUUACUAGUAAAGAAUCACUCAUGGCUCAGAUGCUAGCUAGUCAACAAACAUUGGACAGAUGCAAGAUGGGUAACGAAGGUAUCCUGGAACCGAGAAAAAUAUCCUGGAUCCCGUCGGCGAUCCAAGAAAACUGGAUCGUGAGAAACUGUAGAAAAGGCUGGGACGAGCCUACCGGGUACAGACCGGACUUGUACGAAGAAUGGACGAAGGGCGGUGACGAAUUUGCUGCGAAUAUGAUGCGAGAAUCUUCCAGCGAGUUCGUAUCGGCUCUGGAAAGUUUACAGUUGGACAAGAAGAAAAGCGAGAAUACAAAGAAGAACUUGCUGACCUUUAUUAGAAAUAGGAAAUUGGAAAGGGAGCAGCGAUCGGCGGAAGUUUUAAUGCACAUUAUUUCAAUUACAACGGAUUCUCCGAAUCAUUUUCGCAACAAACCAAAAUAUUUUAGGAAAUAGAAGGGGUUAAAGUGUAUCUAUUUUUUAUAAUAAAUUAUAUUUAAUAUUCGUA
Messenger RNA from Ceutorhynchus assimilis (cabbage seed weevil), 1429 nucleotides. NCBI's taxonomy places the organism in Eukaryota, Metazoa, Arthropoda, Insecta, Coleoptera, Curculionidae. The record is from the annotation of a GenBank genome assembly.